Molecule: messenger RNA, 1277 nt
Organism: Chaetomium fimeti
Lineage: Eukaryota; Fungi; Ascomycota; Sordariomycetes; Sordariales; Chaetomiaceae
Exons: 3
Coding region: 204-1277 (357 amino acids)
Source: RefSeq, a predicted model, not a curated record
CAGCUCAACUCGGACAUUUUGAACUCGACAACUGGCACCCGACAACAACAAUCACAUAACUAAAGUCCGACUGAUCAACAUUAUCCGAUAACCGACGACGCCUCAACACCAAAAAGCCCCAAUUGCGCCGAUCCUACCUCCGACCGACGACGAAUUGCGCCCAAAUCGGGCAGACACUCGACAAACCGAAAAUCGAGAACAAGAUGCGCCCACUACCGGUCUCGUUAUGGCUUCUCCUGGCGGCGCAGAUCGAGGCCCGCGAGCAGGCGCAAGUUGACCCACAGCAACCCGCACCCACGGCUGUCCGCAAAAUGCCCGCCGACCAAGGCGCCAAGUUCCACCACGAAUACUGCGCCUUCGGAGACCACCAGGCCUUCGCCCCAGCAUCACACAAACCACACGCCGCAAUAGCAGCCCGUGGCGCCCAGGAUGAAGACGAUGCUCGCAGGAUAUGGGCCAAUGCCUCGGCAGAACUACUUCCCCGUCCACCGUUCGCCCUGCUCUCCGACUCGGAGUCUCGAGACGAGAACACACCAGCAGCAGGGGGGCUCUUCCGUCGGGCGGCAUUAGCCCUCGCCUUCCUUGAGAAGCGUCAAUGGCAAUGCCCAGAUGGGACAAACAGCUGCUCCUCGAUCGGGUUCCCCAACAGCUGCUGUGGGGAGGGCGAAAAAUGCAUGGAGGUGCCCGACACGGGACUCGGGCCGGUGGGCUGCUGCCCGGCCGGCGCGACAUGCGGCGGCGGGAUAGCCGAGUGCGCAGACGGCAGCACCCCCUGCGCGAGCGAUAUUGGCGGCGGCUGCUGUAUCCCGGGCUUUGUAUGCCGGGGCGUAGGCUGCAUCCGCUCCUCCUCGAACCCACCACCACCGCCCGCUCCCACCACCCUCACAACAACCCAAACCAGCAUCAUCCCCGGCCCAGACCCCUCCACCACCGUCGUCACAGUAGUAAUCACCAUCACCCCAUCCACCUCGGCGCCCGCCGUAACCUCCACCGUAACCCAAACCUCCACCGCCAGACCCCCAUCCUCGUCCCAAACCACCACUACCACCACCAACAACGGCGCCGGCGCUCCCUUCCGCCCAACCUCCUCCCCAGGCCCCACCAACACCAACACCUACUGCCCAACCGGCUUCUACGCCUGCCUGGCGCGCGCCGGAGGCGGCUGCUGCCAGACGGGCCGCGACUGCGCGACCGCCUCGUGCCCGCCGCCCGCGGGCGGGCUGACCACCGUCGUGAAUGAUCACGUGUGCGAGUGGGUGGUUUCUUUGUGGGCGUGA